This is a messenger RNA of Phaedon cochleariae (mustard beetle), 2580 nucleotides long. The record is from the annotation of a GenBank genome assembly. Lineage: Eukaryota; Metazoa; Arthropoda; Insecta; Coleoptera; Chrysomelidae.
AUGAACGAAAGUAUCCAAAUUGAGUGCAAUUACAAAGGAGGAGAAGGAAGGUGCGGGAAAAGAUAUUUGAGGAAUCCGAUUAGAACGGAAUUGGCGAAAGAGUUGAAAAUCAAUUCUGCACUAGUGACACGUUGUGGAAGAGCCGAUGAACUAAUGGAAGAAGGAGAUGUGGAGCCUCCUCAUCUUUAUUCUCUGAAUAUUCUACACAAAGCGAAACAAGAACUGAUAUCUUCAGAACAUGUACAUAAAGAUCCAUUGAUGGCACUUUGUCUUUUGAAAGUGGGAUCUCUUCAAGGAUCUAUCCAUAAUAUAGGGAUGGACCCAUUUCAUGUACAUUUUUGGAGUGCCCAUCAACUACAUGUUUAUCGUUCAACGAUGAAAAGUGGACAUGUUACUCUUUCCAUUGAUGCCACUGGAGGAAUUAUAAGAAAGAUUUUGAAACCCAAUGGAGAUAUGUCACAUAAUAUAUUUUUAUACAACACAGUGGCAUCAACUGAGCAUAGUCAUUAUCCUCUAUUUCAUAUGCUUAGUGAGAGUCACAAUACAAACGCCAUUGCCUAUUGGAUAGGUGAAUGGUGUCGUAUGAAUAUUCCCAUUCCGAAAGAAAUAGUAUGUGAUUCAUCUAAAGCCCUUCUCACAGCCAUUGUGAGGGCAUUCACUGGAUUUUUAACAGUCGAAGACUAUGCUAAUGCAUUAAUUCAUCUCAAACUACCCUGUUAUGUCCGCUUGGAUGUGGCACAUUUCAUUAAAAUGUAUGUGAAUUUUUUAAAGGGAAUUAAAAGCAAAGCCGUGAAAAGUUUAUAUUUAUCUUGCAUUGGACAAAUGAUUUUAUGCGAAGAUGUAGAUACCGCUGCAAAACUACUGUUGUCGAUUUUAACAAUUGCUCGAUGCAAAACAAAUGGACAAAAAAUGACCACCGGUCAGGAAACGGAGUGCACAACACAUAAAAAAAUGUUGAAACAGUACUUAGAUCCGAAAUAUGAUGAACAUGAUUAUUACCCAGAAAUGAAUGUGGAAGAUAGUAUAUUCAACUGCAAUGACUAUCACAAUGAAUGGUCGAAAUGGGCAAUAGAUAUAGAUAUUCGGGCUAGGGAAAUAGCAGCAACAGAAGAUGGAGAUGAUGAGAAUGCUCACUACUUUCCCGAGCUUGCUGAUCGGUUAGUUAGUGACAUGAAAUGGCUGCCUCUCUGGUCUUCAAUUUAUCGCCACAAAUUUGGUUUUGGAAGACAUCCUGCAACCAGUGCACCAGCCGAAAUAGAAUUCAACUUAGUGAAAAAUCAUGUGUUCAAACUAUUUCCAAAGCCAGUUAGAGCUGAUGUAUUUGUUGAAACUUACAUGAAAUACCUUAGUGGAAAAAUCAAAAUAGUUGAUGCCUCUACACGAUCUUUAGAAAACAAAUCAACAAGUAAAGAAAAUCAACAAGGCUUAGAAAACCAUCAACAUCAGUCUCGACAUCAGUUGAAGGAUAAUAUGCAUAUUUUGAAAGACAUCACCAAUAAAGUAGAAGUAGAUUUUGACACUGAGAGUAAUCAAGAAACCCAAUGUGAGGCUAUAUCAGUAUUGCAAGAAAUUGAGGAUUGGGGAGGAUUAGCUUCAGAAGCGAUAAAAAAUAAAUCAAGAUAUCUGCGACGAAAUCCCCAGACUUAUGACAAUAUAAUAUUAUCAUCUGAAAACGAGAGAUUAACAAAAAUUCCCAUAUUGAAAAAUGGAAAUAAUCCCUAUUUGCAGGCAGUGAAAUUCAAAGAAAAAGAAUAUUCGUUCACGAACACAUGCGCUUUCGAUAGUCUCGUGCAGAUAUUUCUAGUAGGAGUAUGUGACGAUCUUCAUCUGAGGGAGAUUUUUAUGGGCCUGAAGGACAACAUGAAAUUUGCUGAAUUGAUAUUAUAUAUUGCUAACAAGGGUACUACUCAACAUGCCUAUAGAAUGAGAGCAGAAAUCUUGAGAAACCUAUUCGAUACGACAACGAAUCAGUCUUUGAUGCAGAAUGACAAAUAUCAUAUAGUGAAUUGUGAGUCCAAUAUCGUGACGUUAGUAUGCAAUAUAUUUGGAGGAUUGCCAAGCAUCCAGGAGUCGACGAGUUGCGAUAAAGGAUGUCCUCCAAAAAUAAAGAAUUUGAGAAUUGUCAGCAUUGAUCCGUUAUGUAUGACAACGAGUAAAUUAAACAAUGCACUUUCAGAAUUCAGUUCACAUGAGCCUCGCCCUUGUUCGAGGAUGGAAGGAUGUUCCGGUACUGAACAUACGAAAGUUAUCAAAACAGGGAAGAUAAUUUUCAUGGAACCCAUUGAUUUUGGAAUGGAAUCACCUUCUAUAGUAAUUGAAAAAAUUGGUAAAGAGCUGGAUAACCCCUGCAUCAACAUCCAGCCAAACCAAACUAAUUUUAAAUUUCUUGGCUUGGUCAACUACAAACAGCCCCCAAUGAACACAAGAAAGUCAUACGACGCAGGGAUGGGACAUUACACGGCAAUAACUUUAAGGAACAAGAAUUAUUAUUUCGAAUUUAACGAUCUAGCCGAUAAACCUAAGAAAAUUAUGUCAACAUUCAAGAGUCAUCCACAUUUACUAGUAUAUCACCAAAAAUAG